Messenger RNA from Blepharisma stoltei, 2088 nucleotides. The record is from the annotation of a GenBank genome assembly. Lineage: Eukaryota; Ciliophora; Heterotrichea; Heterotrichida; Blepharismidae.
AUGAGUGAAAAACCUCCUAGAAAAAAUUCAGGGAAAACUGGUAAGAAAAAGUCUUCAAGAAGUGCUAGCCCAGUUUCAAAAUCCCCAAAAUCCCCAAAAUCUCCAAAAUCGCCUAAAUCUCCUAGUUCUCCUAAAUCUCCAAAAUCAAGAUCAAGCUCCCCUGGGAGUUCAAGGCGGGCUACCUCUCCCAAAUCUCGAGGGCCUCCUCAACCAGUUCCACACUCCCUCUGUCAGCUCCACCAAAAAGAAUACAAGCUCUAUUCAGAAACCUUCGAAGAGCCUAUCUGUGAAGACUGUUUAAUUUCCGGCCCUCACAGUGGAAUUCAUUCAAAAAUAAUCCCCCUCGAAGAAGCCCACCGUUACCGCUUAGCUGCAGUCUAUAACACCUUAAACUCUCACCUAUUCAGUAAGCGUGAACAAUUAUUAUCCCAAAUGCAUAGAGUGGAGUUUCGGCUUGACGAAAUAAAAAGAGUCAAAGGAAUGAUAGAAAGGGACAUGAAAAGUGAAUUUUCUGCUAUGAAUGAGCGGCUUAAUUCUUCCCAUGGGACUAAAAUAGCGAUUUUACAGCAUGAUAUUGCAGAGCUUAAAGGAGAUUUAGAUAGAAUCAAUAAUAUUAUAGCAGCAGUUGAAAACUCAGGACAAGAUAUGAUUGGAUUUUUACAACAAGCGCCUCAUUUGAGGGAUGCAAUAGAAAUAUCAAUCGCCAAGCCAUUUAGGACUGAUAUUGAUGUAUCACAUGAAAGCUUGCCUAGGGAGCUGGCUGAAAUAAGACAAAUGAUUGAAAAAUUCCCAGCGCUGCAGGCACUUAUUAGUUUUAAAGACGAAAUUAUAUGAAAAUUACUACAUGAAAAGGCGGGGAGUGGAGAUAUUGAUGCAGCCACACAAAAGGAGCUAGCAGAAUGAGCGAGACUUACGGAGAAAUUUUCACAGGAAUUAGAGAAAUUUAAAAUGAAUUGUGAAUAUUGUGGAAUUCCGAUGGAUGAGGAAACAGUCAACUCAAAUUGUCCUAAAAAUUCAUCAUUCAGCCUAAAACCUCAAGAAGUUUCUACUCCAGCUGGAUAUCAUGGGAAUGGUAGGCAUUUUUUUUCAAAAAAUAAGCCUAAGCCUAUAUAAAGACAAAGAAAUAAAAAUGGUGAGGUAACGAAAAGUGGACUCCGAGGCGCACUCCCUAUGCAGCAGGUAGGACGUAUCCUGGUGAAACUGAAAACACGGCCUCUGUUCAUUUUUGAAGUAGGUCUUCAGGGUUUUGGGGAAGCCUUGCCGAAAAGGGAAGUUUUGUUCCUGCCUCGAAGGUUUUCCUGUCCAUCCUGAUGGGCUAGACAAGUUUUGCCUUCACAUGGUCUUCUCUUGUUGGAACCAUCGGGUAGCUCUUCAGACGGUAGCUCUGCCUAGGAGAUGAUCCCUUGGAUAUGUCGCUGAGAUCAAAAAUCCAAAAUGGCAGCACUCCAUUUUCUUAGAGGUCGAUGCAGACUGCUAUUUUUAGAGCCAAGACGAGGCAAAGGCUAGUGAGCUUUCCUCUUACGGCCAGUUUAACCAUUUAACUUAACUAUACAAAGCCAAGGCUUUAUGCAGCCUAUGGGACAAUCUUAUGCACAAAAUCAAACACUCCCAGAAAGAGACUUAGAUACAGCAAUCCGUAUAAUUGGUCAAAUUGCUAGAGAAAGAGGAAUUUCGCUAGAAAAUGUUUUUAAGCCUUAUGAUGUAUUAAAUCUAGGUUUAAUCAGUCCAACUGAUUUUUAUCAAAUUUUGUCAUCACAAUUUGGGUUAUCUGGUAACCAAAUAAAUGCAUUGGUUUCCCAGUAUGACCCUAAUCGAAAUGGAAGAGUCCAGUAUAAUUUAUUGAUAAGAGACACAAUAGGUGAAAUCCCUCCUGUUCUUGAUAAGCUAAGACUUAAAGCUGGAAACUUUUUAGACGCUUGCAGAAAAGCAGACACUUUAACUGAAGGGGUUUUAAAGCAGGAUACGUUUAAAGAGAUACUGAGACAGCAAGGGCUGACCCAAGAAGAAAUUAGGCAGGCAAUAGGAGUUAGUGACUUGAAUACUCAAGGCUUAGUGCAGUAUUUAAACUUUUAUAGCAGGAUAAAAUAA